Messenger RNA from Syngnathus typhle (broad-nosed pipefish), 3092 nucleotides. RefSeq names its product serine-rich coiled-coil domain-containing protein 2-like. Gene Ontology annotation, cellular component: microtubule cytoskeleton. The record is from RefSeq and is a predicted model, not a curated record. Gene Ontology annotation, biological process: microtubule bundle formation. The transcript has 14 exons. Gene Ontology annotation, molecular function: microtubule binding. Lineage: Eukaryota; Metazoa; Chordata; Actinopteri; Syngnathiformes; Syngnathidae. The coding region runs from base 282 to 2570 and encodes 762 amino acids.
GAGCGUUCGUGCGUGCAUGCGCGCGCGUGGAUGAUUCAGCAGGCAGCCGGACGGUGAUGUGACGUCAAGGUUCCCUGAAAUGAAAACAGACGCGCCCCGGUGCAAAUUCACCUGCUUUGUCCUCGUCACGGGCCUCCGCCGACGUGUGACGUCAGAAGUCCGUUCGCGAGCCACCGCUGUGUCGCGUCUCUAUCAGCCGGGAAGGAAGCGAGAGGAUACCCCCCGAUGCCAGCCUGGUCGACACAGCUCCUCAUCUUCUUGAAUCACGUUGUUGCCGUCUGAUGUCCGGUCCCACCAUGCCCACCUUGGUGUCCAGGUUGCCCAAAUUUGGCUCGUGGUCCAAAAGUUCCAGCCCGACACCCACCGCAGCUCGCCUGCCCAACGGCUUCUAUCACCACCCCGGGCCCGCGGCCGGCGAUGGUGCCGCCGACGGACAGUCGCCCUCGGCGAGACGGAUCGGUACCAUCUGCACGCCCGCUGAGCUGAGGAAACGCGCCCGAGCGGCAGACGGAGGCAGACAAGACAUUCAUAAUGACGCCGCCCCUCGUCACGCUCAUCCGCAAAAGUCUGCUGUGGACCCAAAGACGUCAAACAAAUCACUUCCCACUUAUAACGCCGGGCUUCCUGUCCCUAAAAGCGGACUUCCUGUCUCCAGAACUGGACUUCCUGUUCUUAAGAACAAACUUCCUGUUUCCAAAUCUAGGCUAACCGGGUCCAAGAAGAACCUCAGUGGUCUUUCUGGAUCCAAACCGCGACCACCACAGCAGUCGGCUAAUUCAGAUCCAACUUUAAGCUCCAGUCCCGGGUCCGGUUGUGGUUCUUUGCCAACGGCCGCCCGAUCACUCUCCACCAGAAACCUUAGAUCAGUGCCACCCUCACGCCUCACCAAAGGGGACGGAUCCGGCCCAUGUGGCCCGGUGGUACAGCGCCGCGCAUCCCCCGUUUCCCUGCCCCCAUCCCCCAGCACCAAAACGGGUCACAAACAGUCCGCUACUUCCUGUGUCCAAGCCGAGCCCCUCGAGAGUCAGAAGAAGUCUCUCCUUCCGGCGCUCAGAGCUAACGGCGUUAGCUAUAAGCUAUCGCGGCCGUCACUGGCCAAGCAGGGCCGGACCGCUGCGGAGGAAGCGAGCCGAGCCAGAGCCAAAACCAAAACUACAGCAAGGACGCCGUCCUCCACAGGAAGCAGUCCGGAGCGCACUCCCGAGGCGUCCCAGGACGGGCAUCGCAUCCUCGCCGAGACUCUGGAUGACAUGUCCCUGUCGUCCGGCUCAUCCGUGGACCACGACCGCACCGAUCAGGAGUACAUGGACGACUUUGACAACCUGGGAAACGGAGGCGAGAGCCUCCUCCUGGCCGUGGCCCACAAAAACGACGACCCGGGCCGGUGGGGUGCCGGCGUUACCGAGGCAACGCGACGCCACUUCCUGGACAACGCUUUGGACUGGAACCACGAGACGCACGCUGGUGAUGGAGCCAAUCACCUGAGCACAUUUUCCCACCACAGCAGGUCCAGUCCGUCCGACUAUCAUGAGCAGGGCGGCUCGUCCCUGGACCUGUCCCCCUCGGACAGCUGCGGUUCCGGGGGCAUCUACAUGUGGGACGAAGAGGGACUGGAGCCACUAGGGGGCGCCUCGCUGCUCACUGGGCCCAUCGGUGCCUUUGACUCGGAUGCCGACAGCAGUGACGGCGUGACCCACUUGGACUCGUGCGAUUUGGACGAGGACGACCUCAUGCUUGACGGAGAUUUUGCCGACGACAUUUCACUCCACGGUGGUGGACAAACAUCAAGACCAAGCGCUAGCGGCCAGACACGUGUCGCUCACCCAGCAGACGGAGACGGGACGAGGCGGCGGCUCCUCUGGGGGAGUCGCGACAGCUGCAGCGACGACAGCCCGCUUACGUUUCUUCGUCUCCCGAUCGAGGAGGCGAGACAUGACGACGGGCAAGACGACGCCGGCCCAGAUGGGAUUCUCAAUCUGGAUCUCUCUCCUGAAAGGGACGGCGAGGUGGAUGCCGAGGACCUGGCCCAAGACAUGGGCGCACUGCGCUCACAGCUGGAGCUCCUCCAACAAUUUUUGCUGCAGGACGCUGAGGCGGAUGACGACUCGCUCACCACCGACACGCUCAGUCCGGAAGACGGCGACUGUGCACAGGUGGAGGCGCUCCUGCAGGAGGUGCGGGAGCUCAAAGAGGAUCUGAGGAACAAAGAGGAGAUCAUCUCGCAGCUCACCCACCAGCUGGCACACGCCCCAGCAACAGACUGGACCGGGAAGACAGAGCAACACACACAGACGAGUGCCGUGGGGCCGGCGGGAGAGAGUGUCGCUUCGCAGACGCCUUGGAGGGAACGCACGGCUUUCCCUCCCCCUGCCUUCCUCUCACCACCCUGGCAAUACCAGCGCUCCAGACCCUACGGGGGGCGGCCCAAACCCAGCAUCCCCUCCCACCUUGCUAGAAAAACCACAGGUACUUUGCCCCCCCGAGCCACAAGAGCAGAACCCACUAGCCGACCAUCUCGCAAACAGAAGCUCUCCCUCCCGCCCAGCUCAGCACUUCUCGCGCAGCCCUGACCGAGAGGCAUCCGCGGAUGCCUGGCGAGCUCCGUCGCCUCCUGAACUUUUUUUUAUUUAAGAGGUUAACUUAUUUAUUGAGCACUGUGACCAUGUUGUCCUGUUGCCAGCACUUUGUUUUGGCGCUUGUGGAACUAUGCAAGACACGGCACGGCGCUGCGCUGUCCCUUUAAGCGGCGCUCAACACACCAGAGCAUUUCUCGCCAUCCGGCUUAAGGUGCAUGCGCCGCGUGUGCUCGUACAUGCUCUGUACUUGUUUGUAAUCACUUGUUGGCAUGAAUGAAAAGCUGUUGAAGCCGCAUUGAUCCGGUGACCUCUAGGUCCGCGUACGGGUGCCCGCUUUGUCCUCAAGCUAAUGGUGGUUCAACCAUUAUUGUGGUCAUGUUCUUUCAAGUGACCUUUGGCCACUGCGACAAAGAGAACGCUCGCACGUGGACCCGAAGUUGGACGGAAUCAAAGUUUGUUUUCCUGCUCUUUGGCUACAAGCUAGCAAGAUUAAAAUGGUGCUGCUGUGUUCCAGUC